Messenger RNA from Cryptococcus wingfieldii CBS 7118, 531 nucleotides. RefSeq lists its product as hypothetical. NCBI's taxonomy places the organism in Eukaryota, Fungi, Basidiomycota, Tremellomycetes, Tremellales, Cryptococcaceae. The transcript has 4 exons. Gene Ontology annotation, molecular function: oxidoreductase activity. The record is from RefSeq and is a predicted model, not a curated record. The coding region runs from base 1 to 531 and encodes 176 amino acids.
AUGACCGGGACCUCAAACAACCAAGACAAUGUUAUCUUCAUCACUGGUACUUCUCGAGGUAUCGGAGAGGGCAUCGCCAGACACUACCUCAAAGAAGGCUGGACCGUGGUCGCUGCUGUUCGCAGCCCCGAGGCGGCUCCCAGACUCGAAGGCAAAAUCAUCACUGCCGUUGAAGAGCUCAAGACUAAACACAACAUCACCCAUUUCGACAUUGUCGUCGCCAACUCUGGUGUCGCGGCUUCCGGAGCCUUUCUCGCCCAAGCCUCUCCCACCGAGUUUGAUCACAUCUACAAAGUCAAUACCCGUGGACCUCUUGUACUCUACCAAGCCACUAGGCCGUUGUUGAAAGACGAUGGUACUUUUGUGGUCAUCUCAAGUCUUGCUGGGUCAUUGAACAAGGAUUUCCUUUGGGAAUAUAUUGGUCUAUACGGAGCCAGCAAAGCUGCGGUCAACUAUCUCACUCGUACUGUCCACUAUGAGGAGCCGGCUCUCAAAGCAUUCACUAUCAACCCUGGUGCGGUCGACACGUAA